Sitodiplosis mosellana (orange wheat blossom midge) is the source of this 1208-nucleotide messenger RNA. RefSeq lists its product as uncharacterized. NCBI's taxonomy places the organism in Eukaryota, Metazoa, Arthropoda, Insecta, Diptera, Cecidomyiidae. Gene Ontology annotation, molecular function: nucleic acid binding. The annotation marks the transcript as partial. The transcript has 2 exons. The record is from RefSeq and is a predicted model, not a curated record.
CAAAAAGCAAACUUACACCGAUUCGUGAUCCACUCACAAUACCCCGUGCCGAAUUAAGUGGUGCAGUUUUGGCAGUCAAAUUGUUUAAUUCUGUGCAAACCAUGUUUCGAUUGCAAAUUCACCAAACAAUUUUCUGGACCGAUUCAUCGAUCGUUUUAUCAUGGAUUCGCGGAGAUCCAAAUCUUUGGACGACAUUUGUUUUCAAUCGUAUUCAUCACAUUUUAUCCUUCACGGAAAUUGAACAGUGGCGUCACAUCGAAUCAAAACAAAAUCCUGCUGAUUGCAAUAGCAGAGGUUUAAACGUCACUCAAUUACGUGACUCAACUUUGUGGUGGAAAGGGCCAAGUUUUCUUUCCUUACCUGAAUCUCAAUGGCCAAUUUCUAAAUUUGAUUUGGCCUCCGACGACAAAAAAGAGCUUCGAUCGAAAUUCAAGUCUGUCAACGUCACAAUCAACGAAACGCCACGCAUCGAAUCCAUAAUGCAACGAUUUUCAAAUUUCAAUCGCUUACGACGUUCGAUCGCCUACGCCAUUCGCUUUGUGCAUAACGUACAACGUUCAAUCAAACUCAAACUGCCAAAAUCGAAACUAUCCCAUUCAGUCAAUGAAUUAAUCAAACGAGUCGAUCCCCUCACCGUCGCUGAAAUUCAAACCAGCGAGAAUUGCAUCGUACGAUGGGUGCAGUCUCUCGAAUUUUCGGCCGAAUUACAUUCAAUCCGUCAACAAAAAUCGAUCGACCGAUCCAGCAAAAUCUAUAAACUCAAUCCAUUUCUUGAUGAAAAUGAUUUGCUACGCGUCAACGGCCGUUUACAAAACGCUUUCAUGCCGUUCAACGAAAAAUUUCCAAUCAUCCUUCCAUCAAAGAGUCGGCUAGCAUGGUUAAUCGUUAAAUUUUAUCAUCAGCUCACAUUGCACGGCGGCCCGCAAUUGACCGCUGGCCCAUUCGACAUUCAUGCAUCAAAAGGUCGAGGCCAAUCGUCAUACAAGGGAUAUGUGGCCGUAUUUACAUGCAUGGUCACCAAAGCAGUUCACUUGGAAGCAGCCGGCGAUUUGACCGCUCAAACAUUCUUGCAUGCACUCGACCGUUUCAUCGCAAGACGAGGGUUUUGUCACGAUUUGUUUUCCGACAACGGUACCAAUUUGGUUUUGGACGUUUCGUCUGACAGUGUGAACAGCAUACAAGUAAUAGCUGCUGCAAGUAAAUCAUAA